This is a messenger RNA of Daphnia pulex (common water flea), 1044 nucleotides long. RefSeq lists its product as uncharacterized. The transcript has 3 exons. Bases 275 to 679 code for a protein of 134 amino acids. NCBI's taxonomy places the organism in Eukaryota, Metazoa, Arthropoda, Branchiopoda, Diplostraca, Daphniidae. The record is from RefSeq and is a predicted model, not a curated record.
UGAUUCCGUUGAAGAUAACCAUGACGGAUGGUAUACUACCACCACACCGUUCCUCGAUGGAACCAGUAGCACUUGGGGAAAAUACAUGCUACCCGGCACAGAGGAUUCGGCAGAUGACGCCCAGACGUGCAUGUCAGAGUCUCAGCAAGAAGCGCAUAAACUCCCCUUCCUUUCUGGACUCGUCCGCCCCACGCCGCGAGUGAAUUGAAAUGUUGCGCAGUGAGAAAAAACGGCGUGAGCAGAGUCGGAGAAAAUUUUCCGCUGUAGCUGGCCGAUGGGAGGCCUCUCCUGCCAAGAAGUGAAUCGGCAGUCUCAUCGUAACCAAAACUCACGCUUCCGCUUAUGCACCUCUGCAUCCUUUCUGUGCAGCAGCAUCUGGCUGGGUCAAUCUGAUUCAGUCAGCCUCUAUGAAGUAUCCAGCACAACAGGCUGCACUAGCAGUUCUGGUCCUGGAGUAAAUCUAGACCGCAUCCACACAACGACGGGCUAUGCCGUGGCCGUGGGUGGUAACGUAAUUGCAGGCAGGCGUCUUGUAGGUCAGGAGAGUGUAGAUUGCAGUCACAGCCCAGCAUCAAUUUGCAUCAUCUUCUUUGGGCAAACAAAAGCAGUAACAGGGAAGCGUGAAGAGCAAACACGAAACUGUAAACGAAAUAGUACCGAGAUCAAGUAUGGAAAGUGAAGAUAGCAGCAACUCGAACUCCUCAAGGGAUUCCGCCACCGCACUUUACUACUAGUACUACACCACAUUCAGCAAAUAAAAAAAAAACAUUCACCACAACCAUAAUCCGUCAAUUACAUCAAAGCCCAGGUGUCUUUAAUUUGUGAUUUGUAAAUUUGUGAUGAUUUCCAUAGUGAUAUAACAUUAUUGUGAUUUCAUGAAAUAAAAUUCAAUGCAUGGAAAUCUCGAUUUAGGCCAAAUCCAACCUUUUGCUAGAAACAGCAGUACUUUUCGACCCCAAAUUUUACGAGGAAUUAAAAAAUGUAGUCAAAUUUAAUGAAAGCUAAUAUAGUUAUCUAAUCGCCUACUUCCGGUACAGUUUCGGU